Molecule: messenger RNA, 3012 nt
Organism: Hypoxylon trugodes
Lineage: Eukaryota; Fungi; Ascomycota; Sordariomycetes; Xylariales; Hypoxylaceae
Exons: 3
Coding region: 1-3012 (1003 amino acids)
Source: RefSeq, a predicted model, not a curated record
AUGGCGAAGGGUAGUGGUUUUGGAAAUCAGUUCAAAUUCGCGCAAGAGCACGAUGUCCCGAUCACCGCCCGGAUGCUGAAAACCGUUUGGUUCUGUUUGGGAGAUGACAAGGAAAUAAUCCAAGUCACAAUCGACCCUGGUGUCGAGGGAAACCCUUCUCAAUUAGUUCCGCUACCCGAAAGAGUCCCUAUCUUCUUAUUCUCUCAGCUAGAAUUACAGAAGCUUAUUACUAACGACAAGAUCCCGAAACAGUUAUCCGCAGCUUUGCUCCUCAUAGUCGAGACCCUAUCUGCGGAUUUCACCAAGGAGGGCGCAUUUCAGACGCUGUUUCGCUACACCGCCAUCGAAUCGAAGCGAACAUAUUUCCUGUUCGCCACAAUUAACUGCUGUAUGGAGUCACGCACCUAUACCAUCAACGAGCUGCUCCAGCUCAGAGACACGGUUUCUCGUACGAUUCCUCGUAAACUCCAGGAUAACCUUGAUGUUGUGGGUAUUGUAAAGGCUUCGUGCGAGACAAUGUCCACUCAGGCCCAACGCCUGAAAGGACACGAAGAUGUUUCUUCAUCUACGGAGAGCGACGAGAUCCUUUUCCAAGGGAAGAAGUCGCGUCGUACUCAGUGGGACUAUCGAGGUCGUGUCGCUUCCGAAAAUGCCCCGAAGCAGCCGAUUUGUGCGCCCGCGGAGCCUCUAGCUCAGCAGAGUGAAGGUUUCCAGAAGUUCUUCAAAGCGGUUACUUCGCCAACUCAUAUUCGAGUUACUGCUGGAGGUCGGAUUGUACCUAACACUCGUGGCUCGGUAUCCCCUACUGCAAAGUGGGACAAGGAUCGCUCGGUCGCCGGCGCACAUAACUCCACAGAGACGUCUAAUAAUGAGAAGCCCGAAGCAAGCAACGGCAUCGGAGGCCACGGACCUCAUCCACUGAUCUCGCCAUUGUUUCCUGGCCACCCUGGAUUUUUCCAGCACAUGGGCUUGCCUAUGCCAAUGUAUCCAUUCCCUCCCCCUGGUGUUCCUAUGGGAUAUGGUACGCCGCCUCCCCAUUUUGUUCAUCCUGCAAUGAGACUACCUCAGUUUACACCGAGCCAGCAGAGCAAUGAGGAGGCAACGAAGGAAGUUAAGACCCAGGAUGGCGCUGGCGAUAAGAAACCGCGACCGUCGCCCAUUAAGAUUGCACCUCGAGAUCAAUUUGAGCCUAAUCGGCCGUUUUACUCCAACGGCAACGUAAUCUAUCCUGCGCCGUAUGGACCCGGCCAACCGAUGCUGGUGCCGAAUCCAUACUUUCCGCAUGGCAUGAUUAGUUCGCCGGCAUUUGCUACCCCUAAUGUAGGCUCCAUGGGUUCUAUGAACCAACCAUCCCCGGCUGCACCAACUUUUGGUCCUCCUGUAAUGGCUCCUCGAUUUCCCGGCCCUCCUAGCACGGGUGGUAGCUCUCACCCAAUGCAACCACCGCCCAUUCCCAACCAAGGAAUGUUGCAUCAUCCGCAUAUAACAUCGAUUCGGCCUAGCGAAAUUACGAGACGCCAGAUUGAUACACUCCGAGAGUCGCUAAAAUACCAUGAGAACCAAAAGCAUUUCAACAAGCACCAGAUUGAUGAAAAGUGGACCGAUGAAGAGGCUGAGAAGUUGCGAAAUGACUUGCAACGAUUUGAAACUACCUACCAAAACCAGCUCAUUUAUGAGGCUACGUAUUAUCCCCCCAAGGAUAUAGCUGCUAUGGAGUCAGUUCAGCAGGGACAGCAUUGGAAAAUUCCCUCGGGACAAUCGAGUGUUAAGAGUUUCCGAGGAGCUAACGCUUCCGAAAAUAGCUCGAUCACUGCUAGCGAUCGUGGCCGCGGCAUCUCUCAACAACUCCAUUGGUCUGAGAGAUUCGCCUCGAAGUCUGAAAAGACAUGGAAGCCUGCGGCAGUUGGCCUCAACUCUAACAAUGGUGCCAAUAUUCCGUUUGCUUCGGACCCAGUUUUGGAAUCGUGCAUUCAUGACAAGGGCAAAAGAGAGCCCGCCACAUCUGACUCGUCUAAGAACGUCGAAUCAACCUCUAACAGUAAUGGAAUCCGCUUCCCAACCUUUACAUCUCAGUCUGAGGGUCCCGGCUCUGGAGCACGAAUUGGUCUUCCUGGAUCGUAUGGUCUCAAUCAGUGGCUGCCUGCGGGUUCGUUGCCGUCGAACCAGCAAGGUAAUUGGAACGCUGGCAACAUGUACGGCCGAGUACCGUACCUCAUCGGGACACUUCCACAAGGUGUUGACCCGCGUGUUUCUCGUGAUUACGUCUAUGCGCGUGAGUUGACUCCGGAAGAGAAGCUUGCUCGGGUCAAUUACUGGGGUCAGAUUCCGAGCGGAGGAUUGCGUUUGCCGAAGUUCGAUGGUAAGGAUUUCUAUCCGCCCUCUCCUGUAAAAUCUCAAUCGCCUUUGCGAAGAGAGCUUCCAAUCGGUCGACAGGGCGAGUUUGGUUUCCAGAAAACAAGCAAGGCAAUCCCUAUUGUCGCCCCGAGUGACGCCGGCCGAAAUGGUGAUGUGAAGGCAGUGAAGAUUUCGGCGUCGCGAGUAGAGGACGGUGUACAGGAUAUAGGCAAACUGAUGGAAGGUGUCGGUAUUGCUUCAUCGACAAAGUCAUCCGAAGGCUCUGUCGCUCGAAAGAUGGAGAACACGUCGACCAGGCGUGUCAUUGAGAGAUCUAGUAACAAAUCUGGUAACGACCUCUGGCAAACUAUGCUGAAGAAAGGCUCGACUAGUGGAAUGGCCCUCCCUGGUGCGAUCUCAUCAACCACGGCUACAGGAUAUUUACCUCCCCUCAAUGGUUACGCAGCUGCGUCGCUCAAUCCGUCAAUCUCCAACGCAGCGGCUCGUGCCUUAGGCGAGUCCGGAGACAAGGUGGCCGAUUACAGUAGCCAGCCACCUGCGUCGAAAACAGGGGAGAACCGUCCCCCCAAUGGCACACGCUCUGAAGAUAUCGACACCUUCAGAGAUGGCCAGGAGCAAAAGCUCCGCCGCGUCGUCGGAUCCGAGAAUCUCCGCUAA